Messenger RNA from Knipowitschia caucasica, 321 nucleotides. NCBI's taxonomy places the organism in Eukaryota, Metazoa, Chordata, Actinopteri, Gobiiformes, Gobiidae. The record is from the annotation of a GenBank genome assembly.
AUGGAGCUGAGGUCAGGACCCUGGUUGGAGGCCUGUCCCUGGAGAGUCAGCCUCCAGCGUGGCCAACUAACACUACAAACAAUUAAAAAAGCAGCGCUGGUCCCCCCGGGGCUGCUCCGGCUUUAUCCGGCACGGCUCGGAGAAAUCGCUGCUGUGCUCUGCGCCGCACAAGAUUCACUACUCACUAAGAGCCGGGCUAUCUGGUGUAUAACGAUGGCGCGAAGGUGGAGCGGAUCGAUACGGCUACAGCCUGUGGACCGGCGUGGAGACAAGGCUAUUAUUAGGACGUCCUCUCCUUACCACCUGAGCCACUUACUCUGA